Messenger RNA from Lolium rigidum, 2816 nucleotides. Its product is annotated as leucine-rich repeat receptor-like serine/threonine-protein kinase RGI4. The record is from RefSeq and is a predicted model, not a curated record. NCBI's taxonomy places the organism in Eukaryota, Viridiplantae, Streptophyta, Magnoliopsida, Poales, Poaceae. Gene Ontology annotation, biological process: protein phosphorylation. Gene Ontology annotation, molecular function: protein kinase activity; ATP binding; protein binding. Bases 1 to 2775 code for a protein of 924 amino acids. The transcript has 2 exons.
AUGGCCAGCCUGGAGGUGCUCCGUGGCGGCGGCAACAAGAAUAUCCACGGCGCGCUCCCCACGGAGAUCGGGGACUGUUCCAGCCUCACCAUGCUCGGCCUCGCCGAGACAAGCAUCACCGGCCCGCUCCCGGCGAGUCUCGGCCGGCUCAAGAACCUCACCACGCUGGCCAUCUACACGACGCUGCUCUCCGGCCCGAUUCCGGCGGAGCUCGGCCGGUGCAGCAGCCUGGAGAACAUUUACCUCUACGAGAACGCGCUGUCCGGGUCCAUCCCGGCACAGCUCGGCGGGCUCAAGAAGCUCAAGAACCUGCUGCUGUGGCAGAACCAGCUCGUCGGCAUCAUCCCGCCGGAGCUCGGGUCGUGCAGCGAGCUCACUGUGAUUGACCUGUCGCUCAACGGGCUCACUGGCCGCAUCCCGGCCUCGCUCGGGAAGAUUUCCUCGCUGCAGGAGCUGCAGCUCAGCGCGAACAAGCUCUCCGGCACGGUGCCCCCGGAGCUCGCUCGGUGCAGCAACCUCACCGACCUGGAGCUCGACAAUAACCAGAUCACGGGCGCCAUCCCUGCCGAGCUCGGCGGCCUCCCAGCGUUGCGCAUGCUGUACCUGUGGGCCAACCAGCUGACCGGAACCAUCCCGCCGGAGCUCGGCCAGUGCACCAGCCUCGAGGCGCUCGACCUGUCCACCAAUGCUCUUACCGGGCCGAUCCCACCGUCGCUCUUCCGGCUUCCACGGCUAUCUAAGCUGCUGGUCAUCAACAACCAACUUUCCGGCCAGUUGCCGCCGGAGAUUGGCAACUGCACGUCCCUUGACCGGUUCCGGGCAAGCGGCAACCACAUCACCGGCGCAAUACCGCCGGAAAUCGGCAUGCUUGGGAGUCUCAGUUUCCUGGACCUCGGCUCAAACCGGCUCUCCGGCUACCUCCCGGCAGAGAUAUCCGGGUGCCGGAACCUCACCUUCCUCGAUCUCCACGAUAAUGCCAUCGCCGGCGUGCUGCCGACGGGAAUCUUCAAAGAGUUGCUCUCUCUCCAGUACCUCGACCUCUCCUACAAUGCCAUCCGCGGCGCGCUCCCUUCAGACAUCGGAAUGCUCACUUCGCUAACGAAGCUCGUCCUCAGCGGCAAUCGGUUGUCCGGGCCGAUACCACCGGAAAUCGGCUCAUGCUCCCGCCUCCAGCUCCUCGAUGUUGGCGGCAACUCGCUGUCGGGUCACAUACCGGGGAGCAUCGGCAAGAUUCCGGCGUUGGAGAUCACCCUUAACCUCAGCUGCAACAGCUUCUCUGGCACGAUGCCGGCGGAGUUCGCUGGGCUCGUGAGGCUCGGGGUGCUCGACGUCUCGCACAACCAGCUCUCCGGCGAUCUCGAGACGCUGUCCGCGCUCCAGAACCUCGUGGCGCUCAAUGUCUCCUUCAACGGCUUCUCCGGGCGGCUGCCGGAGACGGCGUUCUUCGCGAAGCUGCCGACGAGCGACGUCGAGGGCAACCAGGCGCUCUGCCUCUCGCGGUGCCCAGGUGAUGCCAGCGACCGCGAGCUCCAGGCGCGCCGCACCGCUCGUGUCGCGAUGGCCGUGUUGCUCUCCGCCCUCGUUGUCCUCCUCUUGGCCGCGGCGCUCGUCCUGUUCGGGUGGCGCCGGCGCGGUGUGCGCACCAGCGGAGACGAGAAGGGCGGUGAGAUGUCGCCUCCGUGGGACGUCACGCUGUACCAGAAGCUUGACAUCGGUGUCGCCGAUGUGGUUCGCAGCCUCACUCCGGCGAACGUGAUCGGCCACGGGUGGUCCGGCGAGGUGUACCGCGCGAACGUCCCGUCAACAGGGGUCACGAUCGCCGUCAAGAAGUUCCAGUCGUGCGACGAGGCGUCCGUCGAGGCGUUCGCGUGCGAGGUGAGCGUGCUCCCGCGUGUCCGCCACCGCAACAUAGUCCGGCUUUUGGGAUGGGCGUCCAACCGGCGGACGCGCCUCCUCUUCUAUGAAUACCUCCCGAACGGCACCCUCGGCGGCCUUCUGCACGGAGCUGGCGCGACCAGCGCCGCUGUGGUGGAGUGGGAGGUGCGGCUCGCGAUCGCGGUCGGCGUGGCCGAGGGCCUGGCGUACCUCCACCACGACUGCGUGCCAGGGAUCAUCCACCGUGAUGUCAAGGCCGACAACAUCCUCCUCGGCGACCGCUACGAGGCUUGCCUCGCCGACUUCGGCCUGGCCCGUGUUGCCGAUGACGGCGCCAACUCCUCGCCUCCGCCGUUCGCCGGAUCCUAUGGCUACAUCGCUCCCGAGUAUGGAUGUAUGACCAAGAUCACAACCAAGAGCGACGUGUACAGCUUCGGCGUGGUGCUGCUGGAGAUGAUCACCGGGCGGCGCACGCUGGACGCGGCGUUCGGCGAGGGGCAGAGCGUGGUGCAGUGGGUGCGCGACCACCUCUGCCGGAAGCGUGACCCAGCGGAGAUCGUCGACGCGAGGCUGCAGGGCCGGCCGGACACGCAGGUCCAGGAGAUGCUGCAGGCCCUCGGCAUCGCUCUGUUGUGCGCAAGCCCGCGGCCGGAGGACCGGCCGACCAUCAAGGACGUGGCGGCGCUGCUACGCGGCAUCCGGCAUGAGGACGGCGGUGAUGCACGGAAGGCCGGGAACAAUGGAGGCGGGAGCGAGACGGAGGCCACGAAGAGAGCCGAUCCAAAGAAGCCCAUCUCGCCAACAAAACUGAUGGCUCUCACUAGACCGGUCCAAACCCAGGCCCAGGUCCAGGCCCGAGCGAGCUCGGGUUCGUUGGGCCUACUCAACGACCGUGAGUGAUGAUAGCCUCAGCUCUCAGGUGACUGUCCCCACUAGCAGUG